Anopheles nili is the source of this 706-nucleotide messenger RNA. RefSeq lists its product as uncharacterized. The transcript has 2 exons. Lineage: Eukaryota; Metazoa; Arthropoda; Insecta; Diptera; Culicidae. The record is from RefSeq and is a predicted model, not a curated record. Bases 1 to 651 code for a protein of 216 amino acids.
AUGAAACGGGGCGGUUUGAUCUUAGCUGUUGCCAGCGCAAUAUUUGGGUGUAUCGGCAAUGAAUGCCGCAGAAUUGAUGUUGAAUUUUAUGAUAUUCGAACAAACAUUACGUUCAAAUAUCCAACCAUUUCAUUACUACCAUUAACACCAAACCUCCCAAAGUUUGUUUUUCGAGACAACCACUGCGAGUGUGCGGAACUGAGAUGUUCGUGUUGCAUGGGAAUGCGUAUGGAGCAACUAAAUUUUAGUCGCAAAUUUUGUUCCGCUUUUACAUAUGUGCCGUAUGAUUUUGCAAUCGAUAUGGAAGUUUUGAUGGACGACUCUUUGAUCUACGAAAAUUCUUUAUCAGCCAAAAACCCCCCACCAUUAUGCUUACCGGUACCAAUACCGUAUAUACCUCUCAACGCUAAUCUUUGUCUAAGGUUGUUCGAUAUCUACACUCCCAGGCAAAACCUGCACAUGUGCCUCGAUGUCGAGGCCCGUGUCUGGACAAAUCCAUUGUUGAUACUUCAUUUCGAAUGCAUGCGUAUGGGGGCAGAUGGACUAUUAUGGCUGAAACCAUCGCAAGGCGACGGAUUUGAACCACUCGCGCCGGAAGAAACGACUGAUCCUUACGACGAAGUUACAGAAGAAAGAUACGACUCAGCUUAGUUACAAGUAACAACGCAAAUGCAUGCGAUUUCGUUCUAUUCCAAUCUUAAUAAAC